Messenger RNA from Pocillopora meandrina, 2156 nucleotides. Lineage: Eukaryota; Metazoa; Cnidaria; Anthozoa; Scleractinia; Pocilloporidae. The record is from the annotation of a GenBank genome assembly.
UCGCCAUCGCCAUCGCCAUCACCAGUUGAGCAGCUAGUAUGUUCUCUAAAUAGUCAAUUACCGUUUUUAUGCAUGUCGUUUUUCAAGAUCUCUUCUGUUUACAAACGUGAGAGACAAUAUUUUUAAUUUUAGGCAGAGGAGUAUGCUUCAAAAUUUGGCGGAAUAAAUAUUACCAGAAGGACUUCCCUACAGGUAUCUAAUUCCACAUGACUUAAAGGCUUUUUAACUUUGGUGUAUGUUUUUAAACGAUAAAAAAGUAAAUACCUGACCUUUAAGGAUAAACCACCACUAAGCCAUAUGAGGUAAAAAUGGUGAAGCUUAAAAAAUAAUCCAGGCUCCCAAAAGAGUUCUCUGGCCAAUGAAUACCUUGUACACCCUUUGGAGCUUUAAUAUGAAUUGUAUAUACAGUAUGAGACUGCCUGUUUAAUGACCUGGAAAUAUUUUACGUAAUUGUAGGAGGCUGUUACUGCGUAUGAAGAUUUCACCUUAAAAAUCAAGAACGUCACAAAAGACAAGGCCGGCAUAGAAGAGGUUAAAACACUGAAAAAAUCCAUCUUUGAGGUGGCAGAGGCCGUCGAGAAAUUUGCUCUUAAUUACGGCAACCGACACCUGAGAGGAAUGAGGCAUUCAGAAAGGAUCGUUUCCUCCAAAAUUGGUGAGUUUGCGGCCUUUAAUCCUGUUUAGUUUCAAAGUCUAUUCCUCUGUUACUUACUAACUUGCUGACUGUUUCACUGAGUUGUCUAAUUUCCUAUGGCUAAAUGAUGUAAGACUCAGCUAUUAGCCCAACUUAUCAGAACUGUUAUUGUUGGAUGUCAUCGAUUCAUCUGUGUUUUUUUUUUCAAUUUGUUUGAUACUUUGAUUUUUCGUGGUGGAGAAGGAAAUUGAACGUUUUCUUAAACAAUCAAUAGGAGAGAAUAGGAAUCCUUAAAAUUUUGAAACCCUUCUUCUUCAUCUGUAUAUUGAAACUCUUCUUAAAUAAUAGAUUGGUGAGUAACACUUUACUAACUAAAAUCAAAUCUUAGAAAUGCUUUACGCCUACUUCAUACCGUACACUGAGCUAAAAAUUGGCCUGUCGUCUGCGACGCACAUUAAUGCAGAUUUUUAACCGUACGCUUCAAAAUUCCCUAAUGAACUCUAUAGUUCUCCAACGAAACGGUUCGAGGAACGAAUUGAGUUUUCACAAUUUUAGUCCGUGCAGUACUACGCACUUUUUCAUCAGUUUUACAUUGAAAAAUUUUGUAAAUGGUUGAAUGUGUCCAAUAGUCGUUGAAGGGCAAAUAGGAUACAUACAAUACACUUCCAACCAAUAAGAUUAUGAAAUAUUUGUGUGCACCGCAAAAUGGAGGUUUGUGUAAGUGUACUAUUGUAAAUUUCACCGUAGGUGCUUUCAUUUGUCAUUUUUUCUUUCCGACAGUUUUGGUCAUUCAAAAAGCCUAUCGCCAGAAUGUAAGUGGCUUCAACUUUGAGGAACAACGAUGGCGAGCAAGAGUCGGUAUCGCUUCUUCAAAUUUUGAGAAAAAUGGUUCGUAUGAACUAGUGUGGUAACUUUACAACUUUUAGUAUUACCUUGGUUUCUCCAAUAGCAAUUUCUGUAUUUAAAUAAAGCCUCAUGUAAGGGCACUUCCUUAUUUUACAUAGUCUAUCUUCUUUAAUCAUUCGCCUUCCCUAAAAUGUCACAUACCUCAGAGCCUGAUAAAAAUUUCAAUUUUGUGUUUUUUUUGUUGUUGUUUGAUAACAUGUUUUGUUGAUCCUUGGGGCGUUUAAAGGAUCAAUGGUGGUUGUAUGUGUGUACAAGGAUCUGCAUGACCUACUUCUGACAGAUCAAGCCAUUAGGAGUGAAACAGACAACCAAAGGUGCCAAUAUUUUCAUAUUACUCCAUGUCGUUUACCUCCAAAAACACAUAACACGGAAACACAUAAGAUCUAAGUUUAACUAAACUAAACUGAGAAACUUCCCAAAAACCCUUACUAUGGUUGGAAUACUAAAUGCUUGUCUCUGACCAUUCCACCUUCAUGAAAAAUUAGCUAAUUGAAUCUACCAAAAAAACUGUAAUAUUGCUUCCUUGGUUCUGAUCCAUUUUCAAAUACAAUUUCUUCAUAGGUAUAUCAACUCCAGGAUAAUGGCCGUAACUAUGGACCCCAAGCCAGAGAAAUUG